AUGUCAACUCCUCAAAUAAAAUCAAAAUUGGUUCAAACAUUUGGAAGAAAGAAGAAUGCUGUAGCAAGUGCAAGUGUUAGAGAAGGAAAGGGUACUUAAUAAUAAUAANAUUCACAUUUUUAGAAAGAAGAAUGGAAAAGAGAGGAUGAAAGACAUAAAUAAAGAGAAAAUCAAUUUAUGAAUUAUAAGAAGGAAAUAAAUUCAGAAAUUGCAUUAAAUAAUGAAUAAUAAAAGGAAUAUAAAAAAUAACUUAAACAUCAAGAGAAAAUUGAGGAUAAGGAAAUGAUUUCAUAAGUACUAGCAAGAGAAGAGGCUAUUGCAAAGAUGGAAUAAGCAGAGAAAUAAAGAUAAAAAGAAGAAACAAGAUAAUUUUUACUUAAUUUUAAGAAUAGAACAAAUGAAUAUAGUGUAAAUGAUUAAUUAAAGGAAAAAUUAAUUAAUGAAGAGAAUAAUAGACAAUGGGAAACUAAAGAGGCUAAAUGGAAAGCUGAAGAUGUAAUAAAUGUUUUUAUUGUAAGGAUGCAAGAGUGAAAUUAAUGUAUGAAGUGUAUGCUUAAAGAGCAGAUAAUGUGGAAAUAAAGAAGAAAUUAAUAGAAGAUGAGAAAAAUGUUAAAUAAAUGGAUAAAUUGGAACUUCAACGUUAAAUGGAAUUAUAUCAAAAAGAAUUAGAGGAAAAACAAAGAUUAGAAUAAGAAGUAAAUUAUACAUGAAAUCUGUUUAGAAAAUUAUGUAAACAAAACACAAUUUAAUAAAUUAAAUGGAUGAGAAAAAACAAAGAUAAUAAUUAUUAAGAGAUAAAAAAUAAUAGGAAGAAGAAGCACUUCGAAAAUAAAAAGAAGAAUACGAUAAAAAAAUAGAAUUAGAAAAGGCUAAAGGCCGUGCUUUGCUCGAUGAACUUAGAAAAUAAAGACCAUAUUGA
Messenger RNA from Paramecium pentaurelia, 919 nucleotides. NCBI's taxonomy places the organism in Eukaryota, Ciliophora, Oligohymenophorea, Peniculida, Parameciidae. The record is from the annotation of a GenBank genome assembly.